GUUUUCCUUGUAGCGGCGGCAAACGUGAGCAGGCCAAGACGCGUUCAUCCCGUCUUUGUACAGAUCAUAAUCAACUUUUAGGUAAUUUGUGAACAGUAACUCGUCUAGUGGUGAGGUUAUCCAGCUGUCAACAUGGAUUUCCAGCACAGAGCUGGUGGCAAGACGGGCAGCGGUGGGGUGGCGUCGUCUUCCGAGAGCAACCGAGACCGCAGAGAGCGCUUGAGGCAGUUGGCGUUGGAGACCAUCGACAUAAACAAGGACCCCUACUUUAUGAGAAAUCACUUGGGGUCCUAUGAAUGCAAACUCUGCCUCACUCUUCACAACAACGAAGGUAGCUACCUCGCUCACACACAGGGCAAGAAGCAUCAGACCAAUUUGGCACGGAGAGCGGCCAAGGAGGCCAAGGAAGCCCCAGCACAGCCUGCACCUGAAAAGGUGAAAGUCGAGGUUAAGAAAUUUGUGAAAAUCGGGCGUCCAGGGUACAAAGUGACGAAGCAGAGAGACCCAGAGAGUGGACAACAGAGUCUGCUAUUCCAGAUUGACUAUCCAGAGAUCGCGGAGGGCAUCGGGCCUCGACAUCGCUUCAUGUCGGCCUAUGAGCAGCGCAUCGAGCCCCCAGACCGUCGCUGGCAGUAUCUGCUCCUGGCCGCAGAACCAUACGAGACCAUUGCUUUUAAGGUGCCCAGUAGGGAGAUUGACAAGGCGGAGAGCAAGUUUUGGACUCACUGGAACAAAGAAACCAAACAGUUUUUCCUGCAGUUCCACUUCAGGAUGGAGAAGCUGCCUCCCAGCGGGCCCGUGCCGCCCAUGGGUGUAAAGCGGCCGCCACCCCUCAUGAGCAACAUGGACCGCCGGCAGCCCAACGACCCCAUGCCGCCUCCUCCGCCGGGCGGGAUGCCCAUGCCCCCUCUGCCUCCUGGGGCGCCAAGGCCCCCACAGAUGAUGCCCCACCAGAUGGGUGGCCACGGUAUGCGACCUCCAAUGUCCAUGCCCCCCAUGAUGAGACCCCCUUUGCCCACCGGCCCCGGAGGGAUGCCCCCACCUCCUAGGAUCUCCUAAGGACAAUACGGGAUAGGGGGGUUAAGUGCCUCUGUUUGCCCCAUGUUUGUAAUUCAUUUUGCAGACUUUCUUUUUGUUUAUUUGCUUGUUUUCAUUAUUAUUAUUCAUCAGGGGCUGCCUAGCCAUCAUUGUCAUAAAAGAAACACAAUGGAAAAUGUAUUUCCUUUCUCAGGACCCAACUUGUACAAGAUCGCUUGACAUUGUCUCGCUGUUAGGCCAUAACAUGCACUCUACAUUUUAGAUAUGUGUACUCUUAGUUUUGCUUUUUUUUAGCUUUGGAAAUUUGUAAUAAAUAGUGUAAGCAGGUCUCAUCAAAGAGAUUGACAACUUUUUUAAAAUCAUUAUUAAACAAUGAAGAAAGCCUCUGUAGA
Molecule: messenger RNA, 1430 nt
Organism: Engraulis encrasicolus (European anchovy)
Lineage: Eukaryota; Metazoa; Chordata; Actinopteri; Clupeiformes; Engraulidae
Product: splicing factor 3A subunit 2-like
Exons: 1
Coding region: 133-1059 (308 amino acids)
Biological process (GO): spliceosomal complex assembly
Cellular component (GO): nucleus; U2 snRNP; U2-type prespliceosome
Molecular function (GO): nucleic acid binding; zinc ion binding
Source: RefSeq, a predicted model, not a curated record